UACACAAAUAAAAUGAACGAGGAAAAAGGAAAAUUAUGUGAAUUUCUUUCAAUAAUAAUUAAUUGUUCGUGAUAUCUUUGAUUCUCUUAUUUCCAUGUAAAAUAAUGGCGGUAAAUUUAGAAAGUUGUGACAGUCUUCCUCCAGAUGAGGAGCCAAAGUUGAAAUACGAUAGAAUGGGUAACGAUGUUCAAAACAUUCUUUUGAAAGACGCAGUGAGUUGUAUUUGUGUCCAUACAAAAUUUAUUUGUCUCGGUACACAGUGGGGAGUCAUACACUUACUCGAUCAUGAGGGCAAUACAGUUCCAAUAUCACAAGACGGAAAUGAGAAAGAGUUGCAGGCUCACGCGAUCGGAGUAAACAAGAUAUCUGUAGAUCUAAAUGGGGACUAUAUUGCGAGCUGUUCCGAUGACGGGAAAGUGGUAGUGCAUGGCUUGUACUCCAACGACAACACGCACAAUCUAUCACUGGGAAGAGUGGUCAAAUCAGUGGCUCUCGAUCCUUAUUAUUUUCGAUCUGGAUCAGGACGACGGUUCCUAACAGGUGACAAUAAAUUGGUACUCUAUGAAAAAUCAUUUUUAAAUCGUCUUCGUAGUACAGUACUCUGUGAGUGUGAAGGCUACGUACAAUCCAUGGCCUGGCAUGAAAGGUUUGUAGCAUGGGCCAGUGAAGUUGGUGUUCGAGUCUAUGACCUAGUAGCUAGAUGCUCUCUUGGCCUUAUUCAAUGGGAAAAAAGCCCAAACAGAUCCAUUGAAGAUUAUCGAUGCAAUUUACUGUGGUCUGCUCCUAAAACCCUCAUGAUUGGAUGGGUUGAUACAAUCCGAAUAUGUAUUAUUAGAAAAAGAAGUCAAAUUGAAUUACAAACUCGGGAUGUGACUGAAUACCUUGUAGAUCCUGUACAUACUUUUCAGACAGACUAUUAUAUAAGUGGCUUAGGACCGUUUGAUGAUCAGCUUGUUUUGUUGGGAGUACCAAAAGAAUGUGACCCAGAAACAGGGAAAGCACAGAGACCCGUUCUAUCAGUAGCUGAUUAUAAAGACUGUGAGUUUUGUGAAGUUUCCACAGACCACCUCAACAUUAGAGGCUAUGAAGAAUAUUCAUGCAAUGAUUAUUAUUUGGACAUGCUCAUUGAAGAAAAUAGAUUUUUUAUUGUUUCACCUAAAGAUAUAGUGAUUGCCAGUCCGUAUGACAUUGAUGACAGAGUGAACUGGCUAACAGAACAUGGAAGAUAUGAAAAAGCAAUUACAGUUUUAGAAGAAGUAGGAGGGAAGACAAGUAGACAUUCUGUGGUCACUGUUGGUGUGCAGUACCUGGACCAUCUCAUGUCUGACCACCUGUAUGAGGAAGCAGCCAUUUUAUGUGCAAGAAUAUGUAAAACAGAUAAGGUCUUAUGGGAAAACCAAAUCGUAAAGUUUGCUGAAGUCAAUCAACUUAGAACUAUCAGUCCAUAUGUGCCUAAAAAUCCUGAGCAAGCUCUAAGUCCACACAUCUAUGAACUUAUAUUUUAUGAAUAUCUCAAAGUGGAUCCACAAGGAUUCUUAAAAUUGGUAAAAGAAUGGAAUCCAGAGCUAUAUAAAACUGGCUACAUUAUAAAAGAGGUUAUAGAACACUUGCUGACCAGUGAAGUUGACAAAAAUGUCUACUUAGAAGCCUUAGCUUUACUGUAUUGCUAUCAAAAAAAGUAUGACAAGGCACUCACCACAUACUUGAAGCUCCAACACAAAGACGUCUUUAAACUAAUCACUAAACACAAUAUGUACAAUGUCAUACAUGACAAAAUAUUAGAUCUGAUGACCUUAGAUUGUGACCAAGCAAUCUCAGUUCUCUUAGACAAAACAGUGAUUUCUAAGCAAUUGCAAGUUCCAGUAGAAGUUGUUGAGAAGCAACUUGAAAAUAAUGACAUAUAUCUGUACAAGUACUUAGAUGCAUAUAGUAAAAUUGAAUCUAAUAGAAGAUGCCAUGAGAAACUGGUGGGUCUGUAUGCUAAAUAUGCCAGAGAUAAGUUACUACCAUUUUUGAAAUGCAGUGAUGAUUAUCCAAUACCAAAAGCAUUUGAGAUCUGUCAAAUGAAUGGCUUUUAUCCAGAAAUGGUUUUUCUACUUCAACGUAUGGGCAACACUAAAGAGGCCUUACAGAUCAUCAUAGAAGAGCUGAAUGACAUUAACCAAGCUAUAAACUUCUGCCAGGAACAUAAUGAUAAAGAACUGUGGUCUGACCUCAUCAAGCAGUCAGUGGAUAAGCCUGACUAUGUAACGUUACUACUUAAGAGAAUAGGGAACUAUGUUGACCCUAGGAUGCUUAUCCAAAACAUAGAGCCUGGCUGUGAGAUAAAGGACCUCAAAGAGUCCUUGGCCAAGAUGAUGUGCGACUAUCACCUACAGCUCUCUGUACAGGAUGCCUGUAAGGUGAUAACAUUGAGAAACUACUUUGACUUGCAUGAGAAACUAAUUUUAACCCAACAGCGAGGCAUAUCAGUUACAGAUGAUUUCAUGUGUUGUGUGUGUCAGGGUCGCAUCAUUAUCAAAGACUUAGCCGAUGCAUCUGACCUUAAGGUUUAUAAUUGUCGACACUCUUUCCAUGUAGAAUGCUUACCGGAUGGUGUUCAGUGCAAUAGUUGUACAGUGUGUAGUGCUGUUAAAAUGUGACCCAUAUUACCAGUAUAUAAAGAUGCUCAAUGUAGUAUGGAUAUUUAUCCAUUUUAAAUAUUGUAUAUAAAUUGAUCAAGGGAAUGAUAUUUUUCCAUAUAAACUAACUUUAUUGUAUUAUGUAUGUAUUAUUCUGUGUUAUCAGCCAAUUUAUUUUUGUUUAAAAUUUUAUCAGUAUGGUGCUUUUGAAAUA
Messenger RNA from Diatraea saccharalis (sugarcane borer), 2835 nucleotides. The record is from the annotation of a GenBank genome assembly. Lineage: Eukaryota; Metazoa; Arthropoda; Insecta; Lepidoptera; Crambidae.